UACACUCCGCGUCACUGUAAGGAUGAGCCAGUGGACCAGGUUAGAGGUUGUUUCACCGACCUCCGACGGAAGGACCCGAAUGGUUUUCCCGCCGCACGUGCAGCGUCAGAUUAAUUCCCGCGCUCAGAUCAGUGAAACGAAUGAUGGCCAGAAAUAUGCUAAGAACAAAAGUCUACAUUUUGACAGAAAAGAUUAGGCGGAAAAACGACCGGGGCUCUUUCCUAAUCACCAUGGCCUAUGUAGACCUUGAGAAAUCCGUCAAACAAAUUACAUUACCACACCUGAAGCACUUUGAAAACAGCCUUCAAAAAGGAAAAUAUUAUUUGUGCUCUAAUGUAGCAGCCAUCGGCGACACUGUCCGCCUUACAGAAUCCUCAAAGGUUUUUGAAACAUCUCCAUUCGAAAUGAACCAAUCUGUCAUUGACACAUACCUCAACCCACCACAAGAAACAGUCGAGGAAAUUCUCCAAUCACCACAAAAAAGAAUGGUUUCAGUCAGAGGUAUUUUACGAAAAUCAUCACAGAUCAUAGAAUCGCCCAAUAGUAAGAGGAAGGAGAUAACAAUAGAGUCGAUGGAAGGUACUUCCCGAGUAGUUUGUAAAUUGUGGGGAGACCAUGCCGACAAGUGUCUGCCGCAGAAUGAUGAAGUCGUGACUGUCUGCAACGUAGAAGUUGCAACAUUUAAAGAUAUAAUUUCACUAAAUUCAACCCUGCUUACUUCCAUAAAGGAAUCCGAAGAGAACACCAUAGUCGAAGGAAAAGUCGAAGGGGUAGAUUUUAGAGAGGACUUCAGCUAUCUCAUCAUUGACACAAAAACUUAUAAAGUAAAAACAACGGAACUGGAAAGAAUAUUUCCCAGAGGGUUCGAACAAGACAUACAUAUCAAAGGAAGCGCUCAUGGAUUUACCAUUGUUGAACUAGAGAAGAUCAACCCAGCAAAGAAACCUAAGAGAGAUUAAACUUUUCAAGAAAAGUACUUCUUUUGAACAAUUUGAACAACGCCCAUUUCAUUUCAGCUAUAAUUCAAAGCUCAAAUAAGCUUUUCUAAUCAUAAUUUGGUCGUCUGUCUAGCUGUCCGUCUGUCUGUAAACAUUUCAUAUUUUUAACUUCUUUUCAAGAACCACUGGACCAAUUUCAAUAAAACUAAACACAAAGCAUCCUUGACCACAGAAGACUCAACUACUAUCUUCAUAUGAAAGGCCAUGUAUGACCUCUUAUAAAGGGAAAUAAUGAAGACAUAAUUAAAAUUUUGUGGCAUGUUUGUAAAUCUCCUCAUCAAGAACCACAGAGUUGGGAAAAUAUAAAACUAAUCUGGAAACAUCUUCAAGUAUUGCACAUUACAAAAUUUGAUUUUUAAAUUAUGACCCCCAGAUAUAGCCUGAGGCCACCAGAUAUGAUCAAAGUUUAACAUACGAAUAUAUAAGAAAAAACUUUAAAAAAUCUUCUUAAAGACAACAAAUCCAUGAUCUUUGACAUCUUAUAUGUAUGCAUCCUCAGGUAGUCAUUUAAUUAGUUCAAAUCAUUAAAUGUCCCCUCAUGAAAGGGUGCUUUUCAAAUGAAAAUCAUAUUUUUAGUACAAAUAUUUAUAGGAAAAAAUUGAAAAUCUCUCAAGAAUAACAAAGCCAAAAUUGCUCAUAUUUACAAAAAAAAAAAAAGUUGUGUUAUUAUAUUUGUAUAAAUCAUGACCCCAAGGGUUAAGGUAAUUAAACAGUGGACAAUCAAAUUUAAUAAACGAAUAUAUAUUAAACAAAUAUUUCCUUCUGAAACAGCUUCAAAAACAUGCCAUUGGAAAUAUACAUAUCAAAACAUACACAACGCCAUCCUUAAAGAAAUGUUUGUUUAGAAUUGCCACCUGGGGGGUUUCAGACCCAUGAGGGAGGGAGGUUUUUUUUUUUUUUUUAAUUGAAGCUAAAUGAUUAAAAAAUCUUGGUGAACA
Molecule: messenger RNA, 1936 nt
Organism: Saccostrea echinata
Lineage: Eukaryota; Metazoa; Mollusca; Bivalvia; Ostreida; Ostreidae
Exons: 6
Coding region: 141-959 (272 amino acids)
Source: RefSeq, a predicted model, not a curated record